UUAUUUGGGGCAUAAGGCAAGGGCUUCACUUGCCUUACCCUAGAGCCGCCCUUGCCUCUGUUUCCACCUUCACUGAAGUUAUCAGAAAAUAUGAACAAAGUAGAAGAAAGAGCAGCAGAGGAGGAAGAAGAGGAGCAGAGCUUCGAGGAAUUAGGAGUUGAUCCUCGUCUCAUCCGUGCCUUAACCAAGAAAUCUAUCCUUAAACCUACCCCUAUUCAGCGUGUUGCUAUUCCCCUUAUCCUCGAAGGGAAAGAUGUGGUUGCCCGAGCUAAGACUGGUUCUGGAAAGACCUUUGCUUAUCUCCUUCCUUUACUUCAGAAGCUCUUUACUACUCAGUCACCUUCAACCAAGAAUCUUGCACCCACUGCUUUAAUUCUUGUACCCACUAGGGAAUUGUGCCAACAGGUUUGUUCAGAGGCCAAUUCGUUGAUUGAACUAUGUAGAGUGCAAUUGAGACUUGUUCAAUUGACUAGCUCCAUGUCUGUUUCUGAAUUGAAAACUACGUUGGCGGGGCCUCCUGAAAUUGUUAUAUCUACUCCUGCUUGUAUACAGACAUGCUUGAAGAAUGGAAUUAUUCAAGCAAAAGCUGUUCAGGAUUCUCUCUCCAUUCUCAUUCUCGAUGAGGCAGAUCUUCUUUUGUCAUACGGAUAUGAAGAUGAUCUGAAAGCUCUUACAUCUCACGUACCAAGACGUUGCCAGUGCCUUCUGAUGUCUGCAACCUCAAGUUCUGACGUUGAAAAGCUGAAAAAGCUUAUUUUACACAAUCCCUACAUCUUAACUUUGCCUGAAGUCGGUGACACAAAGGAUGACAUUAUACCAAAAAAUGUUCAGCAAUUUUAUAUUUCUUGUGCUGCUCGUGAUAAGCUUGUCCAUAUCCUUGCCCUCUUGAAGCUAGAGUUGGUUCAGAAAAAAGUGCUGAUAUUUACAAAUUCAAUUGACAUGAGUUUUAGACUCAAACUAUUCUUUGAGCAGUUUGGGAUCAAGUCUGCAGUAUUAAAUGCGGAGCUGCCUCAGAGUUCUCGUCUGCACAUCCUUGAGGAAUUCAAUGCUGGGCUAUUUGAUUACUUGAUUGCGACUGAUGAAAGUCAAUCAGAAGGAAAGGAACAGGUCGAUGAUCAAAAUGGCAAUGAGCGGAAGAAAUCGAAGAAACACCGAAAACAUAAAUUGGAUGCAGAGUUUGGCGUGGUUAGAGGGAUAGACUUCAAAAAUGUGUAUACUGUGAUAAAUUUUGAGAUGCCUCAAACAGCUGCAGGCUAUGUACAUCGAAUUGGACGUACUGGAAGAGCAUAUAAUACUGGAGCAUCUGUCUCUCUUGUAUCUGCUGAAGAGACAGAAAUGUUUGAAGAGAUUAAAUCCUUACUUGGGGAAAAUGAUGAUAAGGUGUCACAGUUUAUUGCCCCAUUCCCGUUGCUGAGUAAGAACGCAGUGGAGUCUUUGCGUUACCGAGCCGAGGAUGUUGCAAGGAGUGUCACGAAAAUUGCUGUAAGAGAAUCACGGGCUCAGGAUCUGAGGAACGAAAUUCUUAAUUCUGAAAAGUUGAAGGCGCAUUUUCAAGAUAAUCCAAAAGACUUAGAUCUUUUGAAGCAUGAUAAGAUGUUAAGUAAGAAGGCACCUGCCCCACAUCUACGUGAUGUACCUGACUACCUGGUGGAUCCAACAACACAGGAAGCUAGCAAGAUUGUGAAGCUUGCUAGAGCUGCAAUGGGCAAUACUAAUGCAUCUCGCGGCAAAGGAUCAAAGGGAAGGUUCCAAAGAAGCAGAGACCCUCUUAAAACAUUUUCAGCUGAGGCACCGAAGCGAGCAGGAAAAGGUGGGAUGAAGAGAAAGGCAAAAGAUACUGAUAAUGGCCAUAAAUACAAAAAGAAACACUCUGCUUAAGUUUUUUAGUAAAGGGAAUUUUGUAGUUUAUUAGUAUAAUAUUUGAAUGAAUUAUUAAUCAUUUUUUUUUUUUGAAUGCUUUCUCUGAGAUACUAUCAACCUUUGGUGCUUGCUCUC
This is a messenger RNA of Nicotiana attenuata, 1995 nucleotides long. RefSeq names its product DEAD-box ATP-dependent RNA helicase 16. The coding region runs from base 91 to 1878 and encodes 595 amino acids. Gene Ontology annotation, molecular function: ATP binding; nucleic acid binding; RNA helicase activity. NCBI's taxonomy places the organism in Eukaryota, Viridiplantae, Streptophyta, Magnoliopsida, Solanales, Solanaceae. Gene Ontology annotation, cellular component: nucleolus. The record is from RefSeq and is a predicted model, not a curated record. The transcript is spliced from 15 exons.